This is a messenger RNA of Symbiodinium necroappetens, 239 nucleotides long. The record is from the annotation of a GenBank genome assembly. NCBI's taxonomy places the organism in Eukaryota, Dinophyceae, Suessiales, Symbiodiniaceae.
GAGAUGCGAGGUGAGGCAGAUGGGGUCAUGCAAACCCCCGACGGCGAAGUCGUCAAGGUGGCCAGUUCAGCCUUCGACGUCCAGGCCGACGGUACAGUGGUGACCCGCGGCGAGGUGACCCCGACAUGCCCGGCAAACACGACUUGCCGACGCCUGGCCAGUUCACCCGGCGUCUUGCAGGUGGCGCAGUCCAAGCCCGGGAAAGGGCUCGUCUCCACGCUGCCAGACGACGUCUUCAA